AUGGCCAAGUACGCGCUGCCGAGCCGGUCGAGCCGCGGGUCGCGCAUCAACAAGCUCAUCGGCGAGGCUGCCGAAGCCGACGAGACCUUCUGGAACAACGAGGUAUGGGCCGAAGGCGAGGAUGACGACUACUCGACCGAAGCCGAGGAAGAGGACGUCGUCGACUCGGACUUUUUCGACGACGAAGCGCCCGACGACGACGUGCACGACGCAGACGAAGAGCGCCCGGCCAAACGCGCCCGAAACACGCGCUCCGCCUUCAAGGAGCCCGUGCCGGUGGCGCCGAAGCGGCCUCGGCGUGCUGCUCCCGUGGUCGACGCGCCGCCGAUGCCCAUUGACGUUGCGCCCAUGGAGGUUCGGUCAAGCACGAUCAACAAGCGGGUCUUGUCGCACGAUUUACAGGAGCGGUACGCCAUAGAAGCGCGUAAGGCACAGGCCGAGAAGAACGCGGCCGCGCCCAAGGUCGUUGUGCGCAUGACCCAGGCCCAGCUCCUCGCCGAAGCUGUCCGCACCGAAGUCGACAACACACAGAGCCUCAAUCGACUCGAGCGUAUGGAGGAAGAGAAGCGGGCGGACGACAUGGUUCCCAAGGCCAAGUUCACCGGACCUGCCAUCCGCUAUUACAGCUCGCUGCACACGCCCAAGCUCAUCACGUUUCUCAACGCAGACGCGUUUCCCGCCGUUUUGACGCAGGGCCCACCCCAAGUCCGUCGACGCGUGACCAAGCCUACCGAGGCGCCUGAACUCCCGGCCGAGUCGAUAGAGACCAAGCCUGACCCGGUAGAGACCAAGCCUGACCCGGUAGAGACCAAGCCCGACCCGGUAGAGCCGAUAGCGAUCAAGCCCGACGCGACUGCGCUCGCAGUCGAAGCCAGUGUCGAGAUGGUGGUUGCCUCCUGA
Saprolegnia parasitica CBS 223.65 is the source of this 900-nucleotide messenger RNA. RefSeq lists its product as hypothetical. The transcript has a single exon. Gene Ontology annotation, biological process: regulation of DNA-templated transcription; chromatin remodeling. Lineage: Eukaryota; Oomycota; Saprolegniomycetes; Saprolegniales; Saprolegniaceae. Bases 1 to 900 code for a protein of 299 amino acids. Gene Ontology annotation, cellular component: nucleus. Gene Ontology annotation, molecular function: ATP-dependent H2AZ histone chaperone activity. The record is from RefSeq and is a predicted model, not a curated record.